Trematosphaeria pertusa is the source of this 314-nucleotide messenger RNA. RefSeq lists its product as uncharacterized. The record is from RefSeq and is a predicted model, not a curated record. Bases 1 to 237 code for a protein of 78 amino acids. The transcript is spliced from 2 exons. NCBI's taxonomy places the organism in Eukaryota, Fungi, Ascomycota, Dothideomycetes, Pleosporales, Trematosphaeriaceae.
AUGAACACGUGGCCCGAAGGCGAACAUCAGAUGAAGCAAAGGAAGGCCAUGGUCUUCCCCGGUCUCAGGGCCUUUAAAAGAACAUCGUCAGCCCUCCAUGGUUCGUUUCUGGCUGUGAGUCAAAAACUGGCUCAGCGUCCCGCUAACGGGUGCCCGGUUCGGGACCUGCGGCGAUACAAGUUGACGGGAGUCGCCAUGUGGCUUGGAAUCAUACUGCAUGAAAAGUUAUUAACUUAACCGCAUUAAUUGGCAGGGCUCGGCUAUGUGGAGUGGAAAUGGGAUGAAGGAAAGGUAUAAAAGCAGCUUCUUCCGCU